Messenger RNA from Ipomoea nil (Japanese morning glory), 1842 nucleotides. RefSeq lists its product as uncharacterized. Lineage: Eukaryota; Viridiplantae; Streptophyta; Magnoliopsida; Solanales; Convolvulaceae. The transcript has 3 exons. The record is from RefSeq and is a predicted model, not a curated record. Bases 1 to 1842 code for a protein of 613 amino acids.
AUGACCAAUCGCACUCUCGGAAAGGAUAAAGCUCCGAUUUGCAUUGAGCUCAACAAACUUCCAUUGGACCCAGCGUUUGUAGAAGAAAUGAAGAUGGUUCGAUAUGCCAUAUUGAUAUUUAAAGUCAAAACCAUCCUGGAAAAAGAAUAUCAAAAUGAUCCUAACUGCAACGUUAGUGGCUUGAAAGAUGAGCAAGGCCGAGAGAUUGACAUGGCCGAAGAAGAAGAUGAAAAGAGUAAUGAAGAAGAUGAAGGCGAAACUGACGAUGUCGAGGAUGCAGAUGAUGAGAACGAUGAUGAUGAUGAUGAUGACAAUGAUAAUUCGGGUAAUGACAGCGAUAAUGGGGCUGACCCAACCUAUGACAGUGAAUCUCCUCUCUUGGUCGGUCCUGAUUACGACACUGUUCCCGAAAGAUUUCCAACUCAAAAAUCACCCUCCAACAGUGAUGACACAAGGGAAGCUUCACAACAAGAUGAAGACGUUUCAACUGAUCAUCCUGAGGAUCUGUCUCGAGCUCUCGUCCCACAUGUUCAACCCAUGGACGAGACUCCGAUAAAACGAGAGGAAGCAGUUGUACGUGGGGGCAUACUGGAAGCCUCACCAAUCCUUCUUAGCUCAGCUAGUGGUGGCAAAAAGGAUGCACCACUUCAAGAAAACCAGGUGAAUACCCCACAAACCAAUAUUGAAGAUGAAUCUCCUCCAGUGUCCCCACGAAAUGUCAUGAACCUCAUGAGGGAUACAGUUCAUGCUGCCGAAAUUACACAUCAGCAAUACUUGACUCUUCGGCAAAGGGACACCGAAGUUCUGGAAAACUUAUCCAAGAAGGAACUCCAUGAACUUCAUACCGCUGUCAACAAAGUGGCUCGUCAACAGCACAAACUUAAGCACUCCCACUACAGCCUCAAAGAGCGUGUUAACUUAGCUUGCUCAAAGAUAGAGACUUCACAAGACAAUACAUACCAACUGGGACAGUAUGCUCUUCAAAUUCUCGGGUAUGCUCAAAACAUUCUGAAUGCAGUUAAUAAACUUUCCACCGUUCCUCCUACCACGUGUGCCGAUGAUGCCAAAAAGGGGGAAAAGCGAAAUCAUGAUGAUAAGGAUGACGAUCAUCCGAGGGAGAACACGAGAGAACGCUCUCCAUCUCAUACACCAAGAGACUAUGGGCAAAGAAGUACAAAACCAUCAUAUCCUCCAUCCAAGUCUCGUGGCCAUCAUCCUUCCCAGUCAAGACAUUAUUCAAAUCGUGGUCAUUCUCAACCCAGAUCACAGUCUUUCAAGCCUCGUCAAUCCUAUGGUUCUGAAUCAAAAUUUGUAUUCACUGGGCUCUCCAAGAGAGAAAAGACGAACCGAAGGCAGAAACUCAUGAAGAACAACAAGACAACAUCACAUAAGCACCCAAAACGAAAGAAUCAAGAGACAAAGCAGAGAACUAUGGAGAAACACGAAGAAGAAGCCCGAAAGAGAGAGCAUGAACUGGAGGAAAGAGAAAGAGUAAAGAAGCUUAUUGAAGAUCUCACGAAAGUAACCAAACACUCUGAGCAUGGUGUCAUCUACAAUGCAGCUUUCAAAGUGCAUGCCGAGUCUGGAAAAAUCUACAGAGAAGGAAUGAAUUCCUUCGAACUCAUCUCAUGGUGGAAAGCUGGAGUAAUUGCAGGAGCAAACAUUCGCGAGGCUUACAACAAUUACAUAAGUCUCAACACUCGAGGAAAAUACGAAGAUCUAGUCAGGACAAAUCCAAUCAAGAUCUUCAGAGAACGAAUCAACAAGGAGAUCGACACCGAUAGAAUGCUCAAACAGCAAGAGGAAAGGGAAAUUCGUGAACGAGAAGAAGCUAAGCUAUAG